AUGCAGGCAACUGAGACCAGGACUGUUCAAGUUAAGCAGCUUUCAGAUCUAGCUGGUGAGAGAGAGAUUCACGAGUUCUUCUCCUUUUCUGGAGAAAUUGAGCAUGUUGAGAUCCUGAGUGAAGAUGGGAAAUCAAAGACUGCAUAUGUGACAUUUAAAGAUCCCAAAGCACUUGAAAUUGCAUUAUUGUUAUCGGGAGCAACAAUAGUAGACCAAGUUGUGAGGAUAACUCCAGCUGAGAACUAUGUACCAACUCGUGAGAUGCAAGAAGUAAGGGUGGUGGAAAAUGCUAUAAAUGUUGCUCCUUCUGAAAAUGUCUCUACAAAUGUUGAGGAUGGGAAAGCCAGCCCCACCAAUAGAAGAGUUUACCUUACUAGAGCACAAGAUGCAGUUACAAGUAUGCUGGCAAAAGGUUCAGCAAUAAGACAGGAUGCCGUGAACAAAGCUAAAGCAUUUGAUGAAAAGCAUCAAUUGACUGCUAAUGCAUCUGCAAAGGUCAUUUCUUUUGACAAGAGAGUUGGACUGUCAGAGAAAUUGACAGUAGGCAUUGCUGCAGUGAAUCAGAAAGUCAAAUCUGUGGAUCAGAGGCUUCAUGUUUCAGAUAAAACAAUGGCAGCAAUAAUGGCAGCUGAGAGGAAGCUGAAUGACACUGGAUCGGCUGUCAAAACUAGCAGAUAUGUGACUGCUGGAACAGCAUGGUUAAAUGGUGCUUUUAGCAAGGUGGCGAAGGCUGGACAUGUUGCAAGUACUAAAACUAGAGAAAAAUUUAAUUUGGCUGUUUCAAACAUGACAUCAAAGGAACCGUCAGUGGCUGCUGCAUAG
Messenger RNA from Sphenostylis stenocarpa, 822 nucleotides. NCBI's taxonomy places the organism in Eukaryota, Viridiplantae, Streptophyta, Magnoliopsida, Fabales, Fabaceae. The record is from the annotation of a GenBank genome assembly.